AUGUUUCCCAAAAUCUUUGUCGUCACCGUGUGCCUUUUCGGAUUAGCUCGCGCUGGAGCUCUUCAUGGUGGAGUUUCGAAUUACGGCGGUUAUAGUUCCCAGAAUGGCGGACACGGUGGAAAUGGCGGAUACUCAAGUGGAUACGGUGGAUCUUCCGGUGCUCUUGGAGGUUACAGUGGCGCUUUAAAUAAUUACAAUAGCCUUAGCCACGGAUACAGCAGUGGUGGUUACAACAAUGGUGGUUACAACAAUGGUGGUGAUAACAAUGGUGGUUACAGCAAUGGUGGUUACAACAACGGUGGUUACAGCAAUGGUGGUAACAACAACGGUGGUUUCAGCAAUGGUGGUUACAACAACGGUGGUUACAGCAAUGGUGGUUAUCACAACGCUGGCUACAAUGGUGGUUAUAACAAUGCCGGCUCCAGCAAUGGUGGUUAUAACAAUGCUGGCUCCAGCAAUGGUGGAUACAAUAACGGAUGGUGA
Messenger RNA from Arctia plantaginis, 483 nucleotides. Lineage: Eukaryota; Metazoa; Arthropoda; Insecta; Lepidoptera; Erebidae. The record is from the annotation of a GenBank genome assembly.